ACUGAACGUUUAUGAUGUCAUCCUGUCAUUAGCUAACUAUUGCGUUUUUAGGUUAAAGAAUUGUAAAUAAAUUUAUCAAAAACACUGUAAAUGCCUCCACACCUAGUUUUAUUUUUACAGUUUUGAACGUAGUCACAAUGCUUGCAUUACAGGCAAUUUGUAAAAAGCUAGAAGCUUAUAAACCUAGUGUUGCUAAUUCACUGGAAGAAAUUGACGAAUUAGAUGCAGCUUCCAAAUCUUUAUUACAGAGGUACAUAAACAGUACAGAGUCUUCCGACCCCUCCUCUAUAAUACGAAUACAAGCCAUAAUCGAUUACAUGUAUGAAAAAAUCAAUAUCGGAAAUUGGAAAGAGGUCAAACUGUUCAUUAGAAAAGCUAUCACUGUGGCAACAUAUUUGAAAUUGUUAGCUCACGUGAAGUAUUCAUCUGAAGAUAUAGAAUCCUUGAUAAAGCAAGCCUUCAAGAUCAUAGACUUCGGGAUUUUGUUUGGUUGUCCGCUGGACAAGGAACCUUUACUGUUGCAAAAUUGUGCAACAACCCUAAGUACUGCGAAUUUGCAACCGACUGGCGAGACAUGCAAAUGUACACCCAGUAAAGAAAGCACUCCAACUAAUAAUUCCGCUUCUGAAGCAGAUAAAUUCAAUGCUACUCUCAUACCAGUUAUUGACUGUCCGAGCAUGGAACAUUUUUACCAAAAUUACAUCCUGACUGAAACACCAGUAGUUCUCACCAACUGCAUCAAUCACUGGCCAGCAUUACAGAAGUGGAAAGAUCAAAACUAUUUCAUAAAACUAGCCGGGCCUCGCACUGUGUCAAUUGAAAUUGGUAGCAAGUACACUGAUUCUGAUUGGACACAGAAAUUAAUCACAAUAGAAGAGUUUAUCAAGCAGUAUAUUUAUCAAACAAAUGGUCUAACUGGAUACCUAGCACAGUAUCAGCUGUUUAGCCAAAUACCUGAACUGAAAAAUGAUAUUACAGAGCCAGAAUACUGCUGUUUUGCUGACAGUAAUGAGCCAGUUGAUGUGAUGGCUUGGUACGGUCCAAAGGGCACGGUAUCCCCACUACAUCAUGACCCAAAAAGAAACUUAUUGACCCAAGUUGUGGGAGAAAAGCAAUUGUUUUUAUUUGCCCCUUCAGAUACCGAAAACCUGUAUCCACAUGACCAUGAACUGUUAAACAACACCGCCCAAGUGGAUCCUCGGCGACCAGAUUUAAAUAAAUUUCCUAAUUACAAAAAUGCCAAGCCAUAUUAUUGUAUUCUUAAACCUGGACAAAUGCUCUACAUUCCUCCGAAAUGGUGGCAUUUUGUUGAGUCACUGUCUAUUUCAUUUUCUGUCAGCUUUUGGUGGGAAUGACAUUAAAAUGACUAAUGUCAGCUGCUAAUUUGGCGACAAUGCCAGAUUUAUUUUUGCAAUAUUAGACUAGAGAGUUGUUGACCUUUGCAGCUGUAAAUGUACUUAUUGAAAUGUUCAGUCAUUAGAAACUCAUUAUAAAUUAAGUUAAUGAUUGAAACAUGAUUAAUGCUUAUUUACUUAAUGUAUUUAUUAGUCUUCCUAUAACAUACCAAAA
Trichoplusia ni (cabbage looper) is the source of this 1569-nucleotide messenger RNA. It is a transcript of the gene JMJD5, whose product is annotated as jmjC domain-containing protein 5. The coding region runs from base 138 to 1355 and encodes 405 amino acids. Gene Ontology annotation, cellular component: nucleus. The transcript has a single exon. The record is from RefSeq and is a predicted model, not a curated record. Gene Ontology annotation, molecular function: histone H3K36 demethylase activity. Lineage: Eukaryota; Metazoa; Arthropoda; Insecta; Lepidoptera; Noctuidae.